This is a messenger RNA of Eubalaena glacialis (North Atlantic right whale), 2469 nucleotides long. RefSeq names its product SKI like proto-oncogene (gene SKIL). Gene Ontology annotation, molecular function: RNA polymerase II cis-regulatory region sequence-specific DNA binding; SMAD binding; DNA-binding transcription factor activity, RNA polymerase II-specific. NCBI's taxonomy places the organism in Eukaryota, Metazoa, Chordata, Mammalia, Artiodactyla, Balaenidae. Gene Ontology annotation, cellular component: nucleus. The record is from RefSeq and is a predicted model, not a curated record. Gene Ontology annotation, biological process: negative regulation of BMP signaling pathway. The coding region runs from base 263 to 2317 and encodes 684 amino acids. The transcript is spliced from 6 exons.
CUUAAAAUUAUUUUCUGUGUUAUUAGACAAUAAGAAAUUUUAUAGCACUUGCAGUGAAAUUAUACUUAGAGUAUAAGCAGAACCAAAACAAAGUUGCAAAAUCUAUUGAGUAGUUUAGGGAGAUCUCUCUUUGGAAAUUUAAAUUUUCUGUGACAGUAAGUUACCAUAAGUAUUGGUAUACAUUGUGUUUCUCUCUUCAAAUAAGCAACUAGAUAACAAUGCAAAUCUCAGACUUACUUAUUUAACACAAUAGUUUUUAGCAAUGGAAAACCUACAGACAAAUUUUUCCUUGGUUCAGGGCUCAAAUAAAAAACUGAACGGGAUGGGAGAUGAUGGCAGCCCUCCAGUGAAAAAAAUGAUGACAGACAUUCAUGCAAAUGGAAAAAUGAUGAUAAACAAGAUGCCAACAGUAAAGAAGGAACACUUGGACGACUAUGAAGCGCCAAUGGAAACUGAUGAAGAGCACGUCAAGAGAACCUGUGCCUCUGUGCCUGAACCUUUACAUUUAAAUCCCAGUUUGAAACACACUUUGGCACAAUUCCAUUUAAGUAGCCAGAGCUCUCUGGGUGGACCGGCAGCAUUUUCCGCUCGGUAUUCCCAAGAAAGCAUGUCACCUACUGUAUUUCUGCCUCUUCCAUCUCCUCAGGUUCUUCCUGGUCCACUGCUCAUCCCUUCUGAUAGCUCCACAGAACUCACCCAGACUGUGUUGGAAGGGGAGUCUAUUUCUUGUUUUCAGGUUGGAGGAGAAAAGAGACUCUGUUUGCCCCAAGUCCUAAAUUCUGUUCUCCGAGAAUUCUCACUCCAACAAAUAAAUACAGUAUGUGAUGAAUUGUACAUCUAUUGUUCAAGGUGUACAUCAGACCAGCUUCAUAUCUUAAAGGUCCUGGGAAUACUUCCAUUCAAUGCCCCGUCCUGUGGGCUGAUCACAUUAACUGAUGCACAAAGACUGUGUAAUGCUUUAUUGCGGCCACGCACUUUUCCUCAAAAUGGUAGUAUACUUCCUGCUAAAAACUCAUUGGCCCAGUUGAAGGAAACUGGCAGUGCCUUUGAAGUGGAACAUGAAUGCUUAGGCAAAUGUCAGGGUUUAUUUGCACCCCAAUUUUAUGUUCAGCCAGAUGCCCCGUGUAUUCAGUGUCUGGAGUGCUGUGGAAUGUUUGCGCCCCAGACAUUUGUGAUGCAUUCUCACAGAUCACCCGACAAAAGGACUUGCCACUGGGGCUUUGAAUCAGCCAAAUGGCAUUGCUAUCUUCACGUGAACCAAAAAUACUUAGGGACACCUGAAGAAAAGAAACUGAAGGUAAUUUUAGAAGAAAUGAAGGAGAAAUUUAGCAUGAGAAAUGGGAAGAGGACUCAAUCCAAGAUAGAUACACCACCAGGAAUGGAAUUACAGUCAUGGUAUCCAGUUAUAAAGCAGGAAGGUGACCAUGUUUCUCAGACACAUUCAUUUCUACACCCCAGCUACUACUUAUACAUGUGUGAUAAAGUGGUUGCCCCAAAUGUGUCGCUUACUUCGGCUGUAUCCCAGCCUAAAGAGGUCACAAAGACAGAGGCAAGUAGAUCUAUACCAAGACACUCAGAGAAGCCUCACAGUAGUGGGAAACAUCGAAAAAUAGUGUCUUAUCCAGAUGUUUCACUGGAGGAACAGGAGAAAAUGGAUCUGAAAACAAGUAGAGAAUUAUAUAGCCGCUUAGAUCCAUCAGUCUCGAAUAAUUCUACAAGCAAAAAGAAACCUGAGCCUACCACUUGCAACUUAGCCAGAGACACAAGCAAGGCGGAAAUUGACCGUGAUGCUGCAGCUUCAUCUCCACUUCUUGUCAAGGAUGUCAUUUGUGAGGAUGAUAAGGGAAAAAUCAUGGAAGAAGUAAUGAGAACUUAUGUAAAACAACAGGAAAAACUGAACUCAAUUUUGCAGAAGAAGCAACAACUUCAGAUGGAAGUUGAAAUGUUGAGUAGUUCAAAAGCUAUGAAGGAACUCACUGAAGAACAGCAGAAUUUACAGAAAGAGCUUGAAUCUUUGCAGAAUGAACAUGCUCAAAGAAUGGAAGAAUUUUAUGUUGAACAGAAAGACUUAGAGAAAAAAUUAGAGCAGGUAAUGAAGCAAAAAUGUACCUGUGACUCAAAUUUAGAAAAAGAUAAAGAGGCUGAAUAUGCAGCACAGCUGGCAGAACUGAGACAGAGAUUGGACCAUGCCGAGGCUGAUAGGCAGGAACUCCAGGAUGAACUCAGACAGGAACGGGAGGCAAGACAGAAGUUAGAGAUGAUGAUAAAAGAGCUAAAGCUGCAAAUUUUGAAAUCAUCGAAGACUGCUAAAGAAUAGAAACCUUUGAAGAGAUUCAUCUGUGUGUUCCCAACAGGGUUUAUUUUUGUUUGUUUGUUUGCUUUGGUAAUUGAAUUAUGAACAAUUUAUCUGCAUGAAAAUAACUAGGCAUUGUAUCCAUUUGUAGAUCAGAGAAAGUGAAGAGAUUAUAU